This is a messenger RNA of Electrophorus electricus (electric eel), 1553 nucleotides long. The record is from RefSeq and is a predicted model, not a curated record. NCBI's taxonomy places the organism in Eukaryota, Metazoa, Chordata, Actinopteri, Gymnotiformes, Gymnotidae.
AGCCACUGGGUCAACAUGAAAAUCUUGAUUGAGGCACUUCACGCCAAAGGCCACAAUGUCACAGUCAUGCGGACCCUAGAUAGCUGGUACAUUGAAGAAACUUCCCCACUUUACACGUGCAUUACUAUACAAAGCCCUGGGAGUUUUGAUCAGGAAUUUAUUAAGACAUUUGUGAACCGGCUCUUGGAAAUCCUGAGGGAGGGCUCCAUCUGGGCUCGCAUAAAACUGGAGUUAGAGGUGUGGGCCAAAACAGGAGAAAUGAUUGAGAAGGAAAGACAAAUACUAAGGGUCUUGAUGGAAGACAAAUCGCUACUGCAGUCUAUCAAAGACACCAAAUAUGACUUGAUUCUUACUGACCCUGUUUCAGUUACUGGAACGUUUAUAGGUCAUUACCUGAAACUACCCCUCGUCUUUAAUGUUCGGUGGACCAUAGUUGGUGAGGGCCAUUUUGCAAUAGCUCCGACACCACUUUCUUAUGUCCCUUUGCCAAUGUUGGGUUUAUCAGACCGCAUGAGUUUUUUUGAGAGAACAUUUAAUGUAGUCAUGUACUUUGUUAUUGAAUUACAGGUUAAGUAUUUUCUAACCCCAAGUUAUAAUGCACUGAGUCAUGAAAUGUUUGGUCCAGGAGUAAACUACUUUGAAAUAGUCCAAGGAGCAGAUUUGUGGCUCUUCAGGGUUGAUUUCAUCUUUGAGUUUCCACGACCUACUAUGCCAAAUAUAGUCUAUAUUGGUGGCUUCCAGUGCAAGCCUUCUAAACCUCUUCCAAAAGAUCUUGAAGACUUUGUGCAUAGUUCUGGUGAGCAUGGUGUCAUUGUCAUGUCUUUGGGCACCUUGAUUGGACAUCUUCCACAAGACGUAACCAGUGCAAUAGCAGAGGCCUUUGCAGAGCUUCCACACAAAGUUAUUUGGAGGUACAAAGGAGAAAGACCAUCUACAUUGGGGAAUAAUACUUUAAUGAUGGACUGGAUACCACAGAAUGAUCUACUUGGCCACCCUAAAACAAGGGCUUUUGUGGCACAUGGUGGAACCAAUGGGAUUCAAGAAGCUAUCUAUCAUGGUGUUCCCAUCAUUGGUCUUGGGCUCAUCUGGGACCAACCUGACAAUCUUGCAAAAAUGAGGGUAAAGGGAGUAGCUAAGACUAUUGAUUUUGCAACCUUAGAUAAAGACUCAUUCCUUCUAGCCAUAAAAGAAGUUCUUUAUGAGCCCUCAUACCGGGAAAAUAUGCAACGACUCUCCAAACUCCACAAAGACACACCGGUGAAGCCAUUAGACAAUGCAGUUUUCUGGAUUGAGCAUGCCAUCAGACAUGGUGGUGCAGCUCAUCUACGAACAGAAUCUUACAAAAUGCCAUCUUAUAUCUACCACUCUGUUGAUGUCAUGCUGUUCUUACUCUUUGUGAUCUCUCUAAUUAUCUUCACCCUAUAUGCAAUUAUGAUAUACGUCUACCAUAGGUUAUGCAUGAAAAAAACAACCAAACAGGAAUGAUUUAUUGUUUAAAAAAUGGCUGGUCUUUCUAAUAAACAAACCAGUCAUUUUAAAGCCUCUGUGUUCCA